Molecule: messenger RNA, 1995 nt
Organism: Acaulospora colombiana
Lineage: Eukaryota; Fungi; Glomeromycota; Glomeromycetes; Diversisporales; Acaulosporaceae
Source: the annotation of a GenBank genome assembly
AUGUCCCUUUCAAAUAGUCAAGAAGAUGCUGAAGCCGAACGACCAUUCAAAGCGUGCCGGCUGAAGUUAGUUCCUGCAUCCGAAACGGUUUACAAGACGGAAUCUCAAACAGGAGGAGGGUUCAUAGAACUAAUAUCUACUGGCAAUCUCAUCGCGGUAGAUAAGACGCAGUAUAUUGAAGCUCUCGACAGUCAGCAGGUCUAUCGUUACAUGUUUCUUCGACCCCGAAGCUGGGGAAAAACGACCUUCCUGCAGACCCUCAUCAAUUACUAUGACAAAGGGAUGGAAAAUCGUUUCCAAGAACUUUUUGGAGACCUUUAUAUUGGCAGAAAUCCUACCACGGCCCGAAAUUCUCUUCUGGUGCUUCGAUUCGACUUCUCGUCAAUCUCUAGCGGCACCAGUGUUGAAGAAACAAAAGAUACUUUUAACGAGGCGAUAAACACUGAAUUAUCGCGCUUUCUGCAACGUUACCAGGCUUUUCUGGGUGGUGAUCAUUCGAAUUUAUUGAAGUCCAAUGCCACAACCUCGCUUAGGAACGUAUUGAAUUUGGUAGAUUCAAAAGGGGAGAGGCUCUUCGUCGGAGUCGACGAAUACGAUGCACCAGCGAACUGGGUCAUUUUGAACGAAUCUAAGCAAGACUACCAGGACAUCACAACCUUUUUCCGGGCACGAUUCUUCUCGCUUAUGAAGCAAUUCUCCCAUGUUAUCUCGAAGUACUGGGUUACUGGCAUCCUGCCAGUGUUCCGGGAAGAUAUCAGCCCCCUCAAUACCACCCAGAUCAUCUCGGAUAUGCCUGGAUACAGUGGCUUGUGCGGUUUAACAGAUAUUGAGGUGCGACAGAUCACUCAAUCCUACCUCUCCUCAUACAAUGAACAUCAAAUUGAGGCUGCUAUCAAGAGAAUGAAGAAGUGGUACAAUGGAUACGUGUUCAAAGGAGAGAGGCAUGGCUCAAAAGAGACCGUCAUAUGUUUGCAUAACCCAUAUUUGGUCUUUUGCCAUCUUCGGGCCCUCGCUGACGACCGGUUGUCUGCCGCAAUACUGGAGGAAAUAGGUGCCCCGCAUGUGUCCAGUAUCCUUGGUCGCAUUCCGGACACAGGGGAUCAAUCGUUCUUCCAUUCGUGGCUCCAAAUAGUCUCUAAGAAAAUGGACUUGAAGGUCACUCAUCAUUUUGGGAUCGAUGAGAUUCGGAACCGUAACCAAAAUUCCACGGUUAUCUGGAGUCUCUUAUAUUAUUUCGGAGUUCUCGCUUAUGAUGAACAGCGUCGUUACCUUCGAGUCCCAAAUCUGACAAUGCUUCAUACGGUAACGCGAAGCUUCGCGCAAUUCCUUGAUCGAAGAUUUAUAGUGAAACCUCGAGGUGAUGGUGUUCACAUUAGCCUGAUGCAAAGGGACGUUGCUCCUCUUGUCAAGCUUCUGGAAGGCCUAUUCAAGGAUGAACAAGCCCGUGCCAUCAAAGACUUCAACGAAACUGCUUUGCAGAUGACCUUAAGCGCGCUGUGGUCCAACUCAACCCCUUGCAUUGAGCUAAAAACCAUUACGCUCGAGAACCUUUGGAGAGGGGAGAAUGAGUCCCUACCACUCGAUUCGGACGUGCCUCUGCAACAAUUUCGGCAAAAACUACGUGAUGAAACCGAGGAGCAGCUAUUAGAAAGGAGGAUAUUCUACAAUAAAGCCAUCAAAUCCCUCAGGGAAGUAAAACAAGAGGCUUUCGAACAGAUCACUCGCUAUUUGAACGUGAUGCGAAAUGGGCAGGCGAGUUCUAACCGCCCAGGGGUCAAUGAUACACGCAUUAAACAGAGCGAGGGCGUCGGACAAUUUCUUGGACCAGGAGAGAUUCCAUCCAUCCCGAGGUCCUACUCCCGUUCCAUGAAGCGAAUUGCUCCGUGUGGUACCAAUGUCGGCGAACUGGAUGACAAUAUCAUAUGGCAUUCCUCUGAAAUAAUCUAUGAGGGGAUAUUUCAAGUAGAGAUGAAAGAUACGUACGGAGCGGAAUGA